Messenger RNA from Oncorhynchus tshawytscha (Chinook salmon), 3850 nucleotides. RefSeq names its product PAX interacting (with transcription-activation domain) protein 1 (gene paxip1). The transcript has 20 exons. Lineage: Eukaryota; Metazoa; Chordata; Actinopteri; Salmoniformes; Salmonidae. Gene Ontology annotation, cellular component: nucleus. Bases 152 to 3556 code for a protein of 1134 amino acids. Gene Ontology annotation, biological process: positive regulation of transcription initiation by RNA polymerase II. The record is from RefSeq and is a predicted model, not a curated record.
GUUCCACCCCCUCUGUCGUCACGCUCUGGUACAGGCGCGCUCAGUGAGAUUUGGCGCUAGUGUGUUGCCUUGAGGGGAAUAACUUUUUAAUGUCUUUUGACUUUUUAGUGAUUUUGUUUUACAUAUCGUGAUUAGCAUUUUAUGGAUAAUAAUGUCGGAUGAAGAACCGAAGGUCCCGGAGGAUCUCUUUAAAGAUGUUAAAUUUUACGUGGUCGGGGACAUUGACCAAAAGGUUGUCCAGCUGCUGAAAGCAGGGAAAGGCAAGGAGGUCUCAUACAAUGCCUUGGCUACACACAUUAUAGCAGAGGAUGGAGAUAACCCAGAGGUUGGGGAGUCACGAGAGGUCUUUGACCUUCCAGUUGUCAAGCCGUCUUGGGUGACUUUGUCUGUCAGAUGUGGAGACCUGCUACCAGUUACCGGUUUCUCCCCAGAGUCAGGACAAAUAUUCUUCGGUGUCACGGCAUGUCUACCUAAACUACCAGAAGAUCUGAACACUCUUUGGGCCUUGAUCACUUUUUAUGGUGGUGACUGUCAACUCAACCUAAACAAGAAAUGUACUCACCUGAUUGUUCCAGAGCCAAAAGGGGAAAAGUAUGAGGUUGCCCUGAAGCACAGCAGCAUCAAAAUCGUCACGCCGGAGUGGAUCACACACUCCGCAUUGGACAAGAGUAGGAAGGACGAGGCUCUGUACCACCCCCGGCUGACCUACCAGGAGGAGGAUGAGGAGAGCGAGUAUGAGUCGCGCUCUGAGGGCAGCUACAGCCCUCCAGGCCGCAGGCGCCCAGGCCCCAGGUCCCGGAGAUCCAGCCCCUCAUCAAGAGAUGACUCCCCUGCUAGUGGCCGAGGAGGGAUCUCGCCCAAAGCCGAGCGACGAGACGAACUCAUGUUUGAUGACUCGGAUGACUCUUCCACGGAGAAGGAGGAGCGGAACCUGAACUGGACCCCAGCGGAGAUGACCGGGCCGCCCCUGGGUCCCAAACGCAGACUGCAGCCAGUGAAGGACUCUGGCCUGAUCAACCUCUGUGCCAGUGUUCCCCCUGUGCCAGGCAGUGCAGGGCCAUCAGAAACCCGGGCUGCCCUAGUACCCAGUGCUGCCCAGCCGGGGGCAGAGAGGACAGAGGGCAUGGCAGGCUGGAGCCCAGCGGCCAGGACACUACGGAACAUCACCAACAACUCUGACAUCCAGCAGACCACAAGGCCCCCCAACGUUGCACAUAUCCUACAGAGUCUCUCUGCCUCAACGAAGACAUUAGAGCAGCAGCAGCAAACGAACCAGGGCCAGCCCAACGCCCAACCCAACCCGCUCCUGUUCAACCAAGCGAAGCCCCAAGGUCAGCAGCAGCUCACAGCCGAAGCACAGCAGCAGUUGCUGCAGCAGCAGUCUCAUCAGGUCCCCCAACAACAACAACAGCCACAACAACAACAGCCACAACAACAACACCCACCUCAGCAGCAGCUGCCACAGCAGCAGCACCCCAUGCUGCAGCAUCUCCCACCACAGCAACUCAUGCAGUUGCACCACCAGCAGCAGCAGCAGCAGCAGCAGCAACAACAACAGCAGCAGCAGCAGCCACAGGUUCCUCAGCCAGGUUUCCCUCCUCAGUUGCCACAACAACAAGCACAUCAGUUCAUCCAGCAGCAGCCACAGCAACAGCAGAUCCACCAACAACAGAUCUUCACCCAGCAACAACAACAACAACCACAACAUGCAUUCUCGCAGCAACAACUGCGACCGCAGCAGCUCCUGCGGUCACCAAUGCAGCAGCAGCAGCAGCUCCAGCAGCAGCAGCAUGCUUUACAACAGCAGCUACAGCAGUUCCAGCAGCACAGGCUCCAGCAACAGCUGCAGCAGCAACAGCAGCAGCAGCAACAGCAGCAGAACCAGCAGCAACAGCAACUCCAUCAACAACACCUCCAACAGCAGCAGCAGCAGCAUUUCCUGCAGCAACAGAUGCAGCAGCAGCACAUGCAGCAGCUCCAGCAACAACAGCAGCAGCAGCAGCAUCUGAAGAGCCAGCAGCAGUCGAUGCAGCAGCAUCCAAGCCAGCAGCCACUCCAGCAGCCGCAGCAGCAGCAAGGGUCACUACAGCCUCAGCUCCAGCCGCCUCAAGUGCACCAGCUGUUUGGCCACGAGCCAGGACAGGAGAUUCCUGAAGAUGGCUUCUUGGUGGGCUGUGUGUUUGCUGUUGCUGACUACCCAGAGCAGAUGGCAGACAAGCAGCUCCUUGCCACGUGGAAGAGAAUUAUCCAGGCCUAUGGUGGAAUUGUGGACUCCUCUCUCAACAACCGCUGCACUCACCUGCUCUGUGAAACUCAAGUUAGCAGCAUGUAUGUCCAGGCCCUACGGGAGGGGAGACGCUGUGUCACUGCCCACUGGUUGAACACAAUCCUGAAAAAAAAGAAGAUGGUUCCUCCCCACAGAACCCUACACCUCCCCUUCGCCUUCCCACCUGGAGCGAAGCCCUGCUCACAACACAUCAUCUCUGUGACUGGCUUUGUGGACUCAGACCGUGAUGACCUGAAGCUAAUGGCCUAUCUGGCAGGAGCCAGAUACACAGGCUACCUCUGUCGUAGCAACACCGUGCUCAUCUGUAAAGAGCCCAGUGGUCUGAAGUAUGAGAAGGCCAAGGAGUGGAGGAUCCCCUGCGUCAAUGCCCAGUGGCUCUGUGACAUCCUCCUGGGGAACUUUGAGGCUCUCCGGCAGAUCCAGCACAGCAGAUACUCCAACUUCAACCUGCAGGAACCACUCAUCCCCAACCAGCAUCUGGUUCAGAACCUACUGGGUGCUUGGCGGGCUCCUGUGAAGGUUUCACCUGAUGCGUUGGCAGCAUUGCAGCUGCAACAGAAGCAGAGACAGUCUGAGUCAAACUCCCAGCCUCCAAAUAAGAAGCCAAGACUUGAGGAGAUUCAAUCCCCAACCAAGAAGCUUCCACCAGAGUCGACACCGUACAUUUUCUUUACUGGCUUUGAGCCAACACAGGUCCAACAAUUCAUGAAGAGGCUGCACAACCUUGGAGGGGAGAUUGCAGAGAGCGCUCAGAAGUGCACCCAUCUGGUGGCCAACAAGGUGACGAGGACGGUGAAGUUUCUCACAGCCAUGUCAAUCGUCAAGCACAUCGUCACCCCUGAGUGGUUAGAAGAGAGCUGGAAGAGCCAGAAGUUUGUCGAUGAGCAGAACUACAUGCUGAGAGAUGCAGAGGCAGAGGUGCUGUUUGGCUUCAGUCUGGAAGAGUCACUGAAGAGGGCCCACACUGCACCACUCUUCAAGGGCAAGUAUUUCUACAUUACCCCUGGGAUCUGUCCCAGCCUUAUCACUAUGAAAGCCAUUGUAGAGAGCGCAGGAGGCAAGGUGCUCCCCAAGCAGCCCUCCUUCCGCAAAAUAAUGGAGCACAAGCAGAACAAGAACCUUGCUGAGAUCAUCCUCAUAUCCUGUGAGAAUGAUCUUCAUCUCUGUAGAGAGUACUUCCUGAAGAACAUUGACAUUCACAAUGCUGAGUUUAUAUUGACUGGUGUAUUGACACAGAACAUGGAUUAUGAAUCAUAUAAAUUCACAUGAUGGCGAAGACAAGAAGGUGAAGAUGAGGAGGCAGCAAGGAAGGCUAAAAACAAGUUGCAAUGUACAGUCACACUACCCUUGAUAUUUUGCAAGAUUUUGUACACUGUGGAUAGAUAAUCGGUCGUUUUGUAGCUUUUUGUAACAACCGUUAAUAAUACAUACAUACAUUUAUGUUAUUUUUGUGGACUGAAUGUUUAAAUUAUGGAUUUUAACAUGUUUUAUUGUAUUGUCAAAAUGUUCCAGCAAUUAUUCAACACUUUUGGAAUAAAAUCAGAACUUUGUUGUCAAAAUGAA